Aspergillus viridinutans is the source of this 1656-nucleotide messenger RNA. RefSeq lists its product as uncharacterized. The transcript is spliced from 2 exons. The coding region runs from base 1 to 1656 and encodes 551 amino acids. The record is from RefSeq and is a predicted model, not a curated record. NCBI's taxonomy places the organism in Eukaryota, Fungi, Ascomycota, Eurotiomycetes, Eurotiales, Aspergillaceae.
AUGGACGCUCAGUAUCCUUUUGCUUCGCGCGACGACAUUUGGCGCGUCUUUGAGGAGUUGAAGGAACUUCACGCUGCGCAAUUUGAGCAGGCGGAGCGGAUUGCACGACUGGAAAGACGGAGGGAUGAGGAUGCGAGGCUGAAAAGUGUUUGGGGUCCUUUGUCACCGUUUCCUACUUCUAUCGGGGGUACCAUAUCAACAGAGCCAGUCUUUCACGCCCCCGCUGACGCCUUCAAAGGGUUCGAUCAGGGCCAGCACCACGGAAUGGCGAAUACAAUGGGUCUCGAGAGCGAAGACGAACCGAGGAGAGGAACAUCCAGAGCGAAUAGUGUCCGGUUCGAUGAAAGUGCUAUUCAUGGUUAUUAUGGACAAGCCAGCCGAUCUACCAGCGAGCUGCCGCUGAGGACAGGGAGCGGCAUGGGAAGCCAUCCACUCACCGAACGCUCACUGUCCCACCGGUCUGAUGGCCGACAGAGCUCUUCCGGGCAUUCGCAUCACUCGGCUCGGACGAAUAGUCUAGGGCUGGAGACGACGAGCCGCAUAAUGGGCUCGUCCGUCGGUGGCUCUCCUCUGAUACCCCCGCCGGGUCUAUUCCUCCUUGGCCCUGUGCCGUGUGUCAUUCGAUGUUGGUUGACGACCAAUUUUUCAAACGACUCGCUUCUGUAUGCUGCUGCCUGUUCAGGAUCGUAUGCCUCGACGCUUGGGUAUCCGAUGGUGCAGAAGCUCGGCUUGGGAGAUCUUGUAACCCUGGAGGAUGGCGUACGGUUCAUAAAGCUUCCGAUGUAUCUCCCGGAGGCCAGCGUUCACCAGGCCUCGUCUCGUCCCAACAGCCCGGUUCCUCAGCUUCCCACCCUCACCAUCCGCUUUCUUGUUCGGGAUGUGGAAUCCAACGACCAUUCCAUUCAGAUUAUCCUCGGGAGUGAUGUGCUCCGCUCGCAUAAUGCGGACAUUUUGUUCUCUCAGGACAAGAUCAUCAUGGUAGAUGACGAAAGGAACAAGAUUUCCAUUCCCCUCGUGCGGCCAGAGGAUGACUCCGUGUUCAAGUCUCUCUACACUGCAUCAGAUUGCUCGCGCCGUGAACGCUCAACAAGGCAGGCUUUUGAAAAGGGGCCGACAGAUGUGAGCGGCGAUUCCGGAGUCGGGGUCAUCGGAGAGCCGAGUCGAUCGCGACGAUCUACCUCUGCGUCUACCACCGCAAGAGCAUCCACCGAAGAACCUGAUGAAAGCCGAAAGACACAUUCAUCGGGUUCUCACGACGGGUCCCCGGUGACUGAAGCUCAGGAAGACCCAGGCAAGUCCUCCUCGACGAUCGACUUUCAGGCCAAUGAAGGCGCCAAGCCUGAAACUGCAGGUGUCUGGAGUGCAUGGAGACGGGAUACCAAAAUGGACCCGGCAUCGUCCAGCACGAGCAAGCCAUCUCGGGGCCGUACGAUGAAAGUUCUACGGCCGACCAAGUCUUCUACACGAGUGCCAACAGCGUCAAGCGGUGCCGGUACUGACGCGGGGGCAUCUCCUCAGCCAACGUCCUCCCGAGCGUCCCCAGACGAAAGCCGGACCGGCAAACAGUUGGCUCCGAAUCCCAUCGGCGGGGCUUCUGCGUUUGGCUGGCUUAAUUCAUCUCAGCCCCCUAAACGCGUUGUAACAAUGCCUAAAUGA